CUCUGCUGGCCUCAGUAGCCGCUCGGCUUUGGUGCUGUCCCGGCAUCCUGCUGGGUGUUCCGAAGCUUUCUCAGCCGGGUUUUCAGCUUUCUAGGGCUGGGACUGUGGAGAUGGCGGCUCAGAAGAUAAAUGAGGGGCUGGAGCACCUCGCCAAAGCUGAGAAAUACCUGAAAACUGGUUUUUUAAAGUGGAAACCAGAUUAUGACAGUGCUGCUUCUGAAUAUGGAAAAGCAGCUGUUGCUUUUAAAAAUGCCAAACAGUUUGAGCAAGCAAAAGAUGCCUGUCUGAGAGAAGCUGUUGCCCAUGAGAAUAACAGGGCUCUUUUUCAUGCUGCCAAAGCUUAUGAGCAAGCUGGCAUGAUGUUGAAGGAGAUGCAGAAACUACCAGAGGCUGUUCAGCUGAUUGAGAAAGCCAGCACGAUGUACCUGGAAAACGGCACCCCCGACACAGCAGCCAUGGCACUGGAGCGAGCUGGAAAGCUUAUAGAAAAUGUAGAUCCAGAAAAGGCUGUACAGUUAUAUCAACAGACAGCUAAUGUGUUUGAAAAUGAAGAACGUUUACGGCAGGCAGUUGAAUUACUAGGAAAAGCUUCCAGACUGCUAGUGCGAGGACGCAGGUUUGAUGAGGCAGCACUCUCUAUUCAGAAAGAAAAAAAUAUUUAUAAGGAAAUUGAGAAUUAUCCAACUUGUUAUAAGAAAACAAUUGCUCAAGUCUUAGUUCAUCUGCACAGAAGUGACUAUGUGGCUGCAGAAAGAUGUGUCAGGGAGAGCUACAGCAUUCCAGGGUUUAAUGGGAGUGAAGACUGUGCUGCACUCGAACAGCUUCUUGAAGGUUAUGACCAACAAGACCAAGAUCAAGUGUCAGAGGUCUGCAACUCGCCCCUUUUCAAAUACAUGGACAACGAUUAUGCUAAGCUGGGCCUGAGUUUGGUGGUUCCUGGAGGGGGAAUCAAGAAGAAAGCAGCAGCAACACCACAGGUCAAGCCUGAAGGCACCACUGCCACCACUGUGGAGGAAGACGAGGAUGAAUAUGCAGGAGGGCUAUGCUAAGCUUUACAGAAAGAAAGGGGGAGAUCCUGACAUGCCAUUCAUGGACUUGGAACUGGUCUGAGGGCAUCGAGACUUCAUUGCAGUCAUGGCUUUGAAUGCUAAAAAAGGCUAAUUUUUUUAGUUAGGAUUUCCCCAAAUCUUUCAUUGUACCCACUACCUGUGAGGCAUUUUUUUCUUUUCAAAAACAUUAGAAGGAAUUAACAGAAAAAGUACUGUCACAUGUUAAUGCAGUUGAUUUUAAAGUUUGCAAGCCAAGUUCUAGACAAAUUAUGUUCUAAACAAAAGGAACAUAAGUAUAUUAUUUUUCCUGUAAUUUUUUGUUAGAGAAUUAUCUUUGCAUUUUAUUUGAUAAUUGCUGCUAAAAUUAAAGGUGUAUUAGUUAAAAUAGUAAACGUUUGUUAUGUUUUGAAAAGGAAAUUUAUUCCCUGUAAUAUUAGCUACAUUUAAAUUAUUAAAUCUUUUCAGAGGCCAAAUUGGGAUAGGAAGCUAUUUUGAUCUUAACAAUAUUAUUUAGCCCAAUAAAAGAUUCAUGUGAAGUUUGAAAGUUCUGAAGGUAGCAUAUGGAAGUGACUCUGAAAAUGUCUUCAGUUCUCUGAAAUGCGGGUAUUUCUUCCACCAAAGUGCACCCCUCCCCCUCCCCACACAUGGUGACUGUCUCCAAACCCACAUGGUUCUUGUGUUAGUGGGAACUAACAUGGACCUUUUCUAUGCAUUCUAACAAAGAGGUAAUGCUUCCAUUGAUUGAUAUAUACAUUUUAAUCCCUCCAAAAUAAUGUGAUUCAUUUAGAGUUGUUACAGGCCAGUUACAUGACACAGGAAAUGCUGUAUACCACCAAAUUUUAGCCAAAAUGAGAGGAUUGUUUUUGAGGUGUUUACAUUUAAAGUACUAUGCUGCCAAUAUUUUGAUUUGUUAUAGUUAUGAUCUAAAAGGUUGUUUUGAAGCAUUCUUUUUCACCCCAUGUGGCUUAGAUCCAUCUCCUAAUCUAUUAAUUUGGAAGAGGCUCCAAACCCCAGCAGUGUGCAUUCUGCAGGCAGAUGCAGCCUAGAGCAGUUUCCUGUUUGUUUGAGCCCUGUCCUUCUCCUCAGAGAGUCCCACCUGUUGCAAGCUCAGUGUGCUUAGUUUUGCUAGACUCCCUGGAAACACUAAGGUAGAUUAUCGCAAGAGGUUUUAGCCAGAGAUGGUUCUGUUGGAGAGUUUAGACAGGAUAACAUCCUCAUUUGUGUACUUGGGGUGGGUGGAUAGCAGCAUAAAAAUUUUUAUAGGAGGUCUGAUUCAAAACACUAAUAAAUUUGAUGUUUUGAUUCCCUAGGUUGCUUGCAUAAUUGGCAGGUAGCAGCUAAUUUUCAAUCAUUGUUUGCAGAUUAACUUUGAACAUUCUUACUAAAACUGUAUUUAGGCAGUUGUAUUUAAUGGCAUUAAUAUUUCAAAGACACUAUCAUUGCUGUUGUACCCUUUAGAUCCAGCGAGAAACUUCCAGAGUCUGAUAUUAUGGCUCAUUUGGACUGAUUAGCAAUCUGGUUAAACAGACCUGGCAGCACCUGCUAGACAUUUUACACCAUUUGUUUAUAGACUAUGUCACCAUUGCAGCCUUGGAAUUUUUUUUUAUUUUUACUCUUUUCUUACAUAUUAAACAAAAAUGAGGAGUGAUUCAGUGCUUUCUGUAGCAGCAAUGCAAGUGAGUCUUAAACAGCAUGAAAGUCGUACACCAGGGCAGUCUCCUGCCAGCCUCCCUGCGCACAUUUGAGAACUAAUAGACGGACUUGUGGAUGCCAGGGUUGUUCUGUGUGGUGUCCAGUAAAAGGCAUUGGUUCCACGUUUAUGCACUUAAGUUUUCCACAUACAUAAGUCUUUAUUUUCAGAAAAUAGUCAGCGUGGAGAACUCGUGUUUACAAAAGGAAACACUGUCCUUACUUUCACCGAGGUGGAAGUCUGCAUGAACAUGCUCAGAAUCCAACAUUCAAUGUUCUGUUAUAUUGCAAGUACAGUCAACCUACAAAGUGUAUUUAAUAUAUUGAAUUUAUUUGUAUAUAUGCAGAGUAUGGUAUAUGUGCUUUAUUCCUACUUUUUCCAGCUCUCUGAUGAGUAUUAAAUGUGUUGUUAUGGAAAUGCAGAUUAUUGCUUCUAUGGGAAGAUAAUUAUGAAAAUAAAAUCUGAAACUA
Messenger RNA from Artibeus jamaicensis (Jamaican fruit-eating bat), 3209 nucleotides. RefSeq names its product NSF attachment protein gamma (gene NAPG). Gene Ontology annotation, cellular component: SNARE complex; vacuolar membrane. The coding region runs from base 111 to 1049 and encodes 312 amino acids. The record is from RefSeq and is a predicted model, not a curated record. Lineage: Eukaryota; Metazoa; Chordata; Mammalia; Chiroptera; Phyllostomidae. Gene Ontology annotation, biological process: intracellular protein transport. The transcript has 12 exons. Gene Ontology annotation, molecular function: soluble NSF attachment protein activity; syntaxin binding.